This is a messenger RNA of Moneuplotes crassus, 779 nucleotides long. The record is from the annotation of a GenBank genome assembly. Lineage: Eukaryota; Ciliophora; Spirotrichea; Euplotida; Euplotidae.
AUGGACAGCCCAGCAGAGACCAAAAUUUGGAAAGCAGAGAAAGAUCUUUUCAGGAACAAGAUCUUGAGCCGAGGUGACCAUGUUGAGUAUUGACAGAGAGAGGGUAUUAUGGCUAGCAAGUUGUUUUCUGAUAUAAUUUACAAGAACACAUUCAGAGUGAUGAGAAGAGAUGAAAUACUUAGAAUAUCCUUGUUUUUAAUCAACUGGAAGAGGAAAAGAUUGUUAAAUGAAGUAUUUGAAAACAUUCGAAGAGUAGAGAUAAGAACGUUUUAUUUGGCUUGCACUGAAAAUACAAAGAUUCAGAUCAGGUAUUGGAAUCAUAUGAGUAAGAUUUUUCAGAGUGGCCUUCAAGUUGUGCUUCUAUAUGGCAUAAAGUUAGGAAAGAAGCAAUAUUUGACAGUUUUUCAAUCAACUACCAUGUCUAAAAUGGUUCUAAGAAUGUGCCAUUUCGCAUUUGAUUCAUCCAAAAUUGACAAAAUUCCUCCUCCUUGAGUGCUUCAGAAACUCUAUCUCACCCAUUACUCUUCAGAUACAAAGAUUCCAUUAUACUACCAGACUCUAAAGCCACUAGAAGAAGCAUGUGGGAAGAGCUUGAGAAUAGUAUCCAUCACGCCUGGAAGCACAGAUAAGACAUUCUAUGAAGGCCCCUUAUUCUUGCUCAAAAAUUUUGAAAAUACUGAUUUCAUAUUCGACUAAAUGAACGAAGAAAUUAUUCUCAAGAAAAGAGAAGAGAAUCAGAUUGUAAUUGCCAAUAUUUUGUAAGAGGAUUAGAACCUAGA